This is a messenger RNA of Beta vulgaris subsp. vulgaris (sugar beet), 1647 nucleotides long. RefSeq names its product homogentisate phytyltransferase 1, chloroplastic. The record is from RefSeq and is a predicted model, not a curated record. Gene Ontology annotation, molecular function: prenyltransferase activity. Gene Ontology annotation, cellular component: membrane. The transcript is spliced from 12 exons. NCBI's taxonomy places the organism in Eukaryota, Viridiplantae, Streptophyta, Magnoliopsida, Caryophyllales, Amaranthaceae. Bases 207 to 1418 code for a protein of 403 amino acids.
UACUUGUAUACGACACCAGAAGAUACUUGUUUCAUGCAAUUAAUUUCUAAGACAAGUGUCCUCGUCAGUGUCUGUAAGUCUCACUCUUUUUACUCAGUCUUAGAGUAGCAACUACAACUGGAAACAAGCGUUCACAUCAAAUUUUGUGGUGCUUCUCUUUCUAAUUUUCCGAAGCAAAAGAAAGAAAAAGAGAGAUUGAGAAACUAAUGGAUUCAAUGUUAGUUGGUUCAUUGAAAAGACCAUCUAAAUCUUUGCACACAUUUCCAGCAACUGUUCAUCUUCCUUCACUCAGAAAUUCAAUCCAAGGCUCAAGGUCUAAAGAAUGGAGUUUUUUGGAGAGAUUUUGUAGUGUGAGGUUCCCGCGACACUUGGUGGGGAAACAGACUGUAACUGGCCAGAAGAGAUCUAUAGUCUGCCCAACAUAUAGUAGAAAACGUCUGGUAGUAGCAUGCUGCGGACAACCGCUUGAAUCUGAGCCUGACGUUUAUGAUUCUAAGACUCUUUGGAAUUCAUUAAGUAACUUUCUGGAUGCCUUUUAUAGGUUUUCAAGACCUCACACGGUCAUAGGAACAGCAUUGAGCAUAGUUUCAGUUUCUCUACUUGCAGUGGAGAGGCUUACUGAUUUGUCGCCUGUGUUUUUCACUGGAAUGUUUGAGGCCAUUGUUGCUGCUCUUUUCAUGAAUAUAUAUAUUGUGGGGUUGAAUCAGAUAUCUGACAUAGAGAUAGACAAGGUAAACAAGCCAUAUCUUCCAUUAGCAUCCGGCGAAUAUUCCACGGGGACUGGUAUCCUCAUUGUCACUUCAUUUGCCAUAUUGAGUUUUUGGCUCUGGUCUGUUGUUGGCUCAUGGCCCUUAUUCUGGGCUCUUUUUGUCAGCUUCAUGCUUGGUACAGCAUAUUCCAUAAAUCUGCCUAUGCUGAGAUGGAAGAGAUUUGCUGUCGUCGCAGCAAUGUGCAUCUUGGCGGUUCGGGCAGUAAUUGUUCAGAUUGCUUUUUUCCUGCACAUGCAGAUGCAUGUCUUUGGACGGCCAGCUGUUUUUUCCAGGCCAUUGAUUUUUGCAACUGCAUUUAUGAGUUUCUUUUCAGUGGUUAUAGCAUUGUUUAAGGAUAUACCUGACAUGGAAGGUGAUAAGAUAUAUGGUAUCAAAUCCUUUACAGUACGACUGGGUCAAAAACGGGUAUUUUGGAUUUGUAUAGUACUACUUCAAAUGGCUUACACUGUUGCCAUUUUAGUCGGGGCAUCAUCUUCCUUUCUCUGGAGCAAACUUGUCACGGUUGCUGGUCACAGUAUAUUGGCUGCUUUACUGUGGAGAAGUGCUAAGUCCACUGAUCUGAGCAAGAAAGCUGCAAUAACUUCUUUCUACAUGUUCAUAUGGAAGCUGUUUUACGCAGAAUAUUUGCUUAUACCACUUGUAAGGUGAAUUAUGGAGCAUGAUGAAGAUGAUUUUGUUAGUGACAUUGUACAUAUAGGAUGAUUUUUAUCUUUGGAGAAGGGUAUCAAUGAAAUGAAAUAUUCGAGAUUUUUAGCUGGAUUGUGCACGUUUUGCCAGUUAUUUUUUCCACAUUUCCAUCAAAAUGAGAUGUGGCCUAUCAUUUUCUUGACCACUUCUUUUUGUGGAUUAGGUUAUUUGAAGAUUUAUAACAAUAUCA